Messenger RNA from Orbicella faveolata, 10423 nucleotides. RefSeq lists its product as uncharacterized. Gene Ontology annotation, cellular component: membrane. Gene Ontology annotation, biological process: detection of mechanical stimulus. Gene Ontology annotation, molecular function: calcium ion binding; calcium channel activity; protein binding. NCBI's taxonomy places the organism in Eukaryota, Metazoa, Cnidaria, Anthozoa, Scleractinia, Merulinidae. The record is from RefSeq and is a predicted model, not a curated record.
GCAGGUGGUAAGUAAGUAACUCUCGUUUGAGAGAAGACAGAUGUGAGAUGUGUCGCAGCUCACCAUGUCUUAACAACGGAACCUGUAAACCAUCCAGUGAGAUUUUUCUCUGCCAUUGUCCUGAGAAAUUCGUUGGUGACCUCUGCGAGACUUUUGUGUCUGGUGAGUAUCAUAUAAGAACAUAUUGAACUGGUUCCCGACUGAUUAGAGAAAUAACUAUUGCCCGAAUGCCCCCGACCUGCAUCUUCCAGCAAAGGCUCUUAGUUUCGUUCUAAGUGACGAAGUCAAUAAUAGUUAGUGAAGCAGAAAGUUAUCCUAGUAGAAUAAAAACUGUACCUUCGUCUUAAAUUAUUCAGAUAGGCCCUGCUGUGUACUGAAACACAUCCAAACUGCAGACUGUGAUGUCAAAUCCUCUUUUUCAGCUCCUACUGCACCACCUGGUCAAGUUUCUGCAAAAGCAACAAGUCCUACAAGUUUGCUUGUCAGUUGGAGUAGUGUUCCGGAACAGCAUCGUCAUGGGAAAAUCCUUCUACAUCACGUUUACAUCAGUCACGCUAACAAGCCGGAUGAUUACCGCUCGUUCCCUACACAGAUUCCCACGCAACUUCUUUUGGGUGAUCUACAGGCUUACACGCUGUAUGUCAUUCGCGUUUCGGCCAGGAACAACAUCAGUGAAGGGCCCAAAAGUGUGCCAAUUACAGCGCGAACUAUGGAAGGCGGUAAGAUAUCAUAUAAAUCUCAACAGUAUUAAACCUUCUAACAAAAAACGAUCGUGUCGAAAAACAUUCAAGCAAGACACUUAACGAAAGUAAAGCAACUGAGUUGAAUGUAACUCAUGAAGGAUUGAGAUUUGCAGACUGAGUGGGUAAGAUUGAACAUAAAAUUGUUUUUUCAAAUUAGAUCGCAGAUCGACUUUGCUUUUAGUUGACGCGCAUUUGUAUUGGUGAAUAUUUCACUUUUCCGGCGUUGAGGCUUGAUUAUCCGGUUCGAAGUCUCCUUCUCCGCUCACAAAUGGUCAGGGAGUCUACCGUCUACCUUUUUUCUUUUUUUUUUUUUUUGAAAGGAUGGAGUGAAUUUGAAAGUGAAGUGCCUGAUUUAAUAAGCCAUUCCGUGUAGCUUUUUGCCUCUUUUUCAAAACGAGUCCUGGUGCACAACCUUUCAAAUGGAAAUGAGCGUGAGGUUGAUUUGCAAAACAAUGAACGUGCAAGCAAAACUCAGAUUCGAUUUGAAACUGAGGUAACAGAUAUUCGGAAAUAGCUUUUUCGUCUUCAUUCUCCUAUCUCGAUCAAAAUGUGCUCGUGCGUAACUUUUGGUACCUUUUUGCUUAUUACACCGAUGUGUAUUGUAUUCAUCUUUUUAGUGCCCAGCGCUCCCCCAACUAAUUUGCAUUUGGUCCACCGAGAUUCGAGGUCCAUUAUCGUGGAAUGGGACCCAAUCCCUGAGGGUUCAGAGAAUGGUGUUCUUAAUGGAUACAAGGUGGAAUACUGGGCGAAACGGAACAACCAGACAGCUGUUCGCGAAACAAGCAAUGACGAAUAUACUGCUGUUCUAGACGGGCUCUCGCAUAACACCGUAUACACGAUCCGGGUAGCUGCCUUCACGAGUAGCGGUUCAGGAGACUUCUCGGAACCCAUCCUUGUCGAGACGAAAAUGUACGAUCCCUGUGAGAAUUAUCUUUGUCUAAAUGGAGGGACGUGUUUGGUGGAGGAUGGACCUUACUGUAGUUGCCAAGAGAUGUUCAGCGGCGGAUAUUGUGACACUUACAAAGCUGAGCGUCCAUGCCGCAGUCCAACUGUGAGGUUGCCGAGCUUAUCACCAAAUGUGACGUCAGCUGUGAGCGUGCGCCGAGCUAACCAGAUUUUGAUUCCUUCCGAAGUGGAGCUCGAUUGUGAGCUUUCCUUCGCGACAAUUUUCAACUGGGAGGUGUUUCAUUUGUAUUCAGAUGAAGUCCUAUCAAGAAACGGAUCUUCUGAACUGCUUAUACCACGGGGUAGUCUACCGGUUGGGAGCUACUCAGUUCGACUGACCGUGAAGAUGGAAGGAACGAAAGUGUUCGGUGUUGGUGAAGGUUACAUUCGGGUCAUCAGCAGUCCAAUCGUUGCACGCAUUGCCGGAGGAACUAAGGUGGAGCGAGGAUUCAAUAAGACUUUGAUCUUCAAUGCUUCCUUGUCACAUGACCCCGAUGCGUUUGAUCCUGAAGUCAGUCUGCGUUUCACCUGGGUGUGCAGAGACACGAACAUGCAGUAUCUUCUCGAUGAUUUGCUCGAAAUAACCUCGGCCAUUCCUAGUCCUUCUGAGUCCGAUCUUGGUCGCGGAGGAUGUUAUGGGACUGGUGCGGGUAAAAUAGGCUCUAAUGAGUCCCUGCUGCAGAUAAACAGCGGCUUCAUGGUAGAAAACAGUUCGUACUUGAUAACAGUUGUGGUUGAGAGGGGCCGGAGACGAGCAAAUUACACACAGGAAGUGGUUAUUGUUCCAGGCGAUCCACCAGAAGUGAUGAUAAUCUGUAAAGACAACUGUGACGCGAAAUUGAAUCCAUCUCGAAGGAUAGCACUAGAAAAACUCUGUAAGGACUCAUUGUGUGGAAGAAGCCUGACAUAUCAUUGGUCCUUAUUCAAAACCUCCUUAGUCAACCAAUCUCAUUGGGUUCCGGAUCAGACGUUGCAAGACAAAACUCGGACAAGAUUAACCUCGCCGCGACUUGUCACUCGCCCUGGAGUACUAGAGCCGAAUGUGAGGUACAAAUUUGUGUUGACUGCCCAACGGCGCGGAGGACAUCCGGGACGUUCCGAGUACCAGGUCACCACCAACAGCCCUCCUGCUGGAGGAAAGUGCGAUGUAAAACCGCUGUCUGGUAUCACCCUUAACACAACAUUUUCCUUUACGUGCAGUGGUUGGGAGGAUCCAGAUCGUCCACUGCAGUUUGAAUUCAUUUACUUCACCACAGAAGAUGGUGUUCUUAAUGUGGUGUACAAGGGAAUAAAAAGCAGUGUAGAGACGAAGCUUCCAGCUGGGACAAAGGCAAAUAACUUUACUAUUGACUUUCGAGUGCGAGUGGAUGACCUGUUUGGCGCGUAUACUGAAGUGAAGAUUCCUGUCCAGGUAUUGGAGCUUCAGUUAAAAGCGGACAAACUAGUGGAACGAGCGGUUGAAUUGACCACUGGGAACGAGAGUCAGUUAACUAAAUUAAUUCAGUCCGGUGAUGUGUCACGUGCAGUCCAGCUGGCUAAGGCAGCUAUUGUGGCUGUGGAUGAAGACAAGAAAGUUCGGCCAGUAACUCAGGGACUGUUGAAAGAAAAGAGAAAAGAGAUGAAAUCCAGUAUUGUGAAACAGAUAUCGGCCAUACGAGUGGAGACUGUGGAGAGGGUACAACAGACGUCAAACGUCAUAGCAGAAGCGACGUCUGUCAUUGGCGAGGUUACUGUUGAAGCUCAGAAAGCGGCGACAGAUGCCCUCCAGUCGAUGACCGAAGUAUUGAAAAAGGAGUCUUCAGCAGGGAUAAGUUACGAGGCACUAUUUGAUGGCGCGAGGAGUCUGGCCUCUGGUCUAGGUAGCGUUCUCAGGGUGUCAUCAUACAUGGCCAGAUCAUACGCCAUAAUUGACAGUCAGGUCGGUGGCCAGGAUUCUUCCAAUUUAUACCGAAGGCGAAGGAGCUUCGUGGAAUCGAUACUUUCGUUUGUAGGUUUGAAAGCCCUGCAAAGACUGAAAAGAGAUGCUGCAAAGGAUCAGUUAGAAGCCAAAAGAGCGUCUAAAGCAAGAGCUAUUGGUAUCCUAAAUUCACUGGAGGAGGUCGGAAGCACGAUCUUGUCCCAAACCCUUGUCGGUGAGGAGCCGACUGAGCUAUUAGCCCAGGCGGUGUCAUUACUCGUGUCCAGAGAGGAGCCGGACUUACUCGCUGGUUCUGUUAUGUCAACUGGCAAAGGAAGCAGUUUCACUCUUCCUUCCGUUCCCAGCUUGUUUGAUAAUGGUACGCAGUUUGUGGAUAGCAAGAUCGUAACAACUAGCUUCGUGCCUUUCACGUGGGACCCCUCGGGAGCGCGAGUGACCACAGGAGUGUCAAGCCUUGAGCUAAAGAAUAGCACUGGACAUCUUUUGAAAAUCACAAAACUGGAAUCUCCGAUAACUAUCAAGAUUCCUUAUACUCACGAUUUAACAAACAGUUCGCAAUCUCAUUACGUUGGAGCCAAUAAUACAGUUUUUUACAAGAUCAAUGUAACGCAGUCAGGCAUGGCUCUGAUACUUAAGGUGCGUCCAGAAAACAACGUAACAGAGUUCUUGGUGUCAGUUAAAUACGGGCAACGUCCGUCUCUAAGCAACAGUGACAUCAACGCUACUGUUCCCAAUUUUUCAUCCUGCGUUAGGUUGUCAUCUGGUUACGUCAAUUGUUCACGUGAUCCUUACGUAGUGUUUGUUAGUAAUGAGCUUGUCAGUCGGAUAGGGUGUUACUUCAUUGGGAUAAAAAUCAAGCCUAGGAGCGGGUCCAGGAAAAGGAAGUGCUCAGAAGAAGGGCGCUCAAAACGAUCAUGCGUACAAUACAAGGAAGCCCCUGUAGCGGAUGCCCCAAAUAUGGCACAUUCUAUUCAUGCACCCAAGUACAGCAGAGGAGAUGUAAUUUACACCAUGCAAGCGUUGCCAGCUGCUUGUCUUUACUGGAGUACAGCCGUGUCAAGAUGGACAACUGAAGGAUGUCAGGUAGCCGAGACGACAACACUGGAUACGAUCCACUGCCUGUGUAGUCACCUGACUUCAUUUGGGGGUCAGCUCUUUGUGGCGCCGAAUCCAAUAGAUUUCGAUAAAGUUUUCACUGAAUUUGAUUGCCUCCCAGAGACUGGGAAUGUAGCUGUUAUAAUAGCUCUGAGCUGUUUAUUUGGACUUUAUCUGCUGCUACUGGUGUGGGCUCGGAAAGCUGACAUGCAGGAUGCUUUGAAGAUCGGAGAUAAGCCAUUUAUAGGCUCCCUAUCGCCUUGGUGUUAUCGAUACGAGAUUCAACUAUCCACAGGCAUCUGGGCCAACUCGGGCACGAGUGCUAACGUGUUUAUCGUUCUGGAAGGCGAAUCAGGUUCUAGUAGACCUCAUCAGUUGAAGGGUGGCUCAAUCAUUCCAUUCGCAAGAGGAAGCAUCACAUCGUUUACUCUCUCGCUCUGCAACAAUAUUGGCCCCUUACGACGUGUGCGCGUAUGGCACGACAACUCCGGCAAAAGCCCUUCGUGGUUCCUAAACACUGUCAAGAUUUAUGACGUGUGCACUCAGGAGGUUAAGACAUUCAUGUGCUUCACGUGGCUGGCUGUGGAGAAAGGCGAUGGAUUAGUCGAUCGCACCCUCACGUCAGACUCAACUGACUUAAAACGAAUGAUGUCUAAGGCGUCGUUUCAGAACAGAUUAGCCGAAGAAUUCGGUAAUGGGCAUCUGUGGUUUUCAGUGGCGACCAGACCUCCGAGGAAACGCUUCACGCGCGUCCAACGACUAUCUUGUUGUCUAUCACUUCUGUUAACCACAAUGUUAGCGAGUGCCAUGUUUUAUGAGUUCGUCCCAGGGCAUGAUCAGAAUCAAGGCUCCCUUAGGUUGGGUCGUCUUGUUCUUAAUCUCCGACAGUUGGUCAUUGCGGUAGAGAGCCUUCUUGUAGUUAUACCCGUAAAUCUGUUGAUAGUAGGAAUCUUUUGCCGCGUGAAAUCACAGAACGACAUGCGUCAACAGAGGUACAGCGUAAACAAGCAUCUCAGUAUUCACGCGGUCACAAAGAAAACUCAGCUGCGGAAAGGAUAUAAACUGGUUCUGCCUCAUUGCUUCGUUUAUCUCGCGUGGCUUCUGUGCUUUCUAUCGUCGGCGGUGUCUGCAACUUUCAUUGUCUUCUACAGUUUACAAUGGGGUAAAGAUAUAAGCGAGGAGUGGCUGAUCUCCAAUGUGAUCUCUACGUUUAUGGACAUAUUUGUUUCUGAACCUUUGAAGAUCGUCGUCGUAGCAUUUUUGGUCUCAUACUUUUGCAAGUCAGACUUUGACGAAAUCGCUGACACGCCCAGCGCGAUCUUAAAUUUUAACGACAUCAGCAUCACAACCGAAAGAGAAGAAGUCGAUAACGAAGAAGAGAUUGCCUUGCCAGAGCCUCCGAGCAAGCGGGAGUUACGCAGUGCGAGGGCAUAUCGCAUGAGGGAGAUGCGCAUGUAUCGCGCUAUACGGAAGAUAGUAAGUUAUCUUGUGUAUUUAUGGAUUCUGAUGAUCAUCUGCUAUGGAGGCCGCAGUCAGGACAGUUUCUCUCUGACUACAUCACUGCACAAAACAUUUGGAGAGCUUAGCCAGGUAUGUGAUGUAAGUAAGCUUCAUUCAUGCAGUUCAUUUCUUCGACCCCGGUCUCCAAGGAUAAGAACAGGUACGGGAAGUAAUAAGAGACCUGCAACUCGUUUCUUGAAAGCCCCGGGAACUUUUCGAUAUUCGGGCCCACUCGCCAUUUGUGCUUUUUUGUUUUCUUUAGAUUCAUGUGAAGUCGAAGAGGUAGCUAACACCCAAUUCAACUCCUGCAUUGCACUAUAUUCAUACAUCACCGAAGAUAAAACGAAGUUCUACUUACCAAGAUGGCGCCCGUUUCCAGCAUCACAGAACAUAUCAGCUGAAGCGUUGAACAAGGUCUGCCCCAAGCCCUGGCGUUACUCUACAGCCGAGCAAACCCAAAGUCUUCCUAAAUGGGGAAGAAUUUCCUCAAUAUAUGGUCAGGGUGGUUACUUGGAAGAACUUGGCUACGAAAAAAACUCUGCGUCGAAAGUCAUUUCUGAGUUGAACCAGUUUAACUGGCUUGACCGAUUUACUAGUGCUGUGUUGGUUGAAUUCACAGUUUUCAACUCUCGCGUAAGUCUCUUUAGCGCAGUUUGGAUCCCGGUCGAGUUUUCACCAAGUGGUCACGUGGUUUCAAGUCACGUGAUUCGUACCAUUCACGUGUACAACGUUGGAGCUGGCUACAGUGCUGCUCUUCUUGUCUGUCAAAUUAUGCUGGUGCUGUUUAUUAUAUACUUCAUCUACAAGGAAACAAAGCAGAUGGUUCAAAGUCGUAAGCUCUACUUCCUGCAGUUUCUCAACUGGGUUGAACUGGCCCAAAUCCUGUCAGCUAUUGCUUUUGUAGUCAUCCACAUCCUCAAAGAGAUAGAACUCUUCGCCAAUACUGCAAAACUUCACGAGAAUAUUUUUCAGUUCAUAAGUUUCGACAGAGAAGUACUCCUAGAUGACAUAGAGACGGCGUUACUGGCUUUGCUGAUGUUCUUCAACACCUUAAAGUUACUGUAUCUGUUUAGAUUCAACAAUCAUGUAAACCAUCUGUCAGAUGUAAUGAAAGCAUCCGCCCUGGAGCUUUUGAACUGCUCACUAGGAUUUUUCGUAUUCUUGUUUGCUUUCAGUCAUUUCGGAUUUCUCCAGUUUGGAAUGGAGCUGCAGGAUUACUCUUCUCCAAUAAACUCUAUCCAGUCUCUUCUCAUUCAGGGAGUUGUGAGCGACAGAGCUGCACAUCUUCAGGAUUGUCAUGCCAUCAUUGGUCCACUGUUCUUCAUCGUUUUCAACAUUUGUCUACAAGUGAUCUGGAUAAAUAUUUUCAUCGCCAUUCUAAUUUAUGAUUACCAAACUGCUAAACGAGUCCCCAAAGCCAGAUUCAACCUGGGACGCUUUAUGAUGGUGAAAAUGAGAGAGCUUUUGAACUGCGCGGGAGACACGCCAAAGAGGCCAGAGAAAGAGGGAAGCAUUAGAAAGAAACGAGUAUCAUGGAAACUUCACGACGACAACAACAACAACGACAACAACAACAACAACGACAACAACAACAACAACAACAACAAGGGAAAUAAAAAGAGAAAGCCAAGACCCCUGAAAAAGUUGGCGGAAGUGAAGCCCGACCUAGUGAGCGAGUUAGAGAAACGGAUGGCGCGAAUAAAUGAUAGUUUGAAUGACCUCUACGUUGACGAGUUCAGGGGGGAUAUCGACGUUUUGAGCAUAUGGCUCGAUGCUCGUGCGCGAGGAAGGAAGGAGAGGGCUAAUACCCACUCGGCGGAGGAAGGCUCACGAGUAGUCAAAGAUGAAGUUCGAGGAUUGUUUCCAGUGCCUCAGCAUGCUCAGGGAUUGAAGUCGACAAGUGUCGAGAGAGGCGUAUAGUUUCUUAGACUGCCUUAAAUGAAACUCGGAAUUUAAAAAAGCUAAUGGUGUGGAGCAGAAAUUAAAAAAAAGAAAAAAAACGAAACCGAUGUCAGAGCCAAUUUUGUUAUAAAUGGCUGAAUGUUCCUCUAAAGAAAUCAUAAGCAAAAACGUAACAAAAAAACAACAUUACUAGAUACAAUUACACUCGGAGACAUGCACGUUCUAAGUGCUUUUCUGUAAAUGAAGUUACGCUUGCUUGUGUAUUUCAGUUGUUUACCCUCACUAAGGCUACUUGCAUACGCAAGUGCCGUUUUCAUAUGGUUCUCCACAUUACCACUUUUUUGCACACUUCUACAUACAAUAACGAUGAAAAACACUGUUAGGGACGGACCUUUAUCUUUUUGAGUGGGGCUUGUUCCUUCACAGCAAAAGCGGCUGAAAAAAAAUCGUGUAAGGGAAGACAUGGGGAAAAAUAUUCGAGAAAGUGCUUUCUACUACCAAGGUCCCAUUUUUGAUGUUACAAAAAAUCUUACACAAGUUAUUGCCCACCAAAGAAAUCAUGCGCAACCUACGGAAGAGAAGAAAAAUUCAUGCCCCAGAGGAUAGCCAACCCCAACCCCCGCACCCCCUAUCCCCGCCUCGUCAAAAAAUAAUGGUCCGUCCCUUAUUUUAGCUACUCCGAUUUGGAUAUCACGAAGCAUGUUCUCUUGCGUCACUGUUAUCCAUCGUUUCUAUGUAGACUAUAGGCAAAGUGCGUUAGAGACAUUCGUUUUCGAACAGGCUUGCGUUUCUCAAUGAAAACGCGUUGCUGUGACCCAGAGCCUUCUCCGCUGAACAUAUUGUGGUUUAACCCGCCCUUCAAUGUUAUCUUUUUAGUUGCAACAAAAGCAGUAUUGCAAUACCUCGUUAAAAAUACCUUUGGCAAUCCAUAUUUGUGCCAAGAGCCCGCGGCCAAUCCAGCGGGCAUAGAGAACCGAAGGGCUCUGGGGACGAGAUCAAAUUUUCUUCAGAAUUUUCCCGCCAUUUUCCCGCGGCCUUUGCAGGAAAGAGGAAUUUUUGGGGAAGAGAAAUGUGUAUUAUUCGGCAGGUUUUGAAAAUUCCUUUACAGGUAAGGACCAUGUUCAUUACUUGAUUUCUCAGGUCUACUUUGUCCCAACUGACACACUGAAACUUUUAGUGACUCUGACGCUUCUUUGUAUUUUGCUUGCCUGUCUUGUCGGUCUGCCAGUUCACGGACCUUCCCGGCGCGAUGUGUGCAAGAGCCAAAACGUUAGAAAGGAGUGCAAAAAGCUGAUUAGAAUUUAGUACUAGUACUAGCUACAAUUUCGUCGUAGGCCGACUGUCGUGACUUUUGGGAUAAAACCACAGCGUAUUAAGAAAGUUUCGGAAAUUAUGAUAAGGACACAAGCCCCGUAAAUAUGCAAGCUUCAAAAACAUGUUGUGUCAACGGUUGUAUGAACUGAAUCAAGUCAAGAAAUAAUUGGUCAUUCUUAAACACCUCUAACAGCUCCACUUGCAUACUAGCUUUGAAGAAGAUGUGCAGGCCUAGGCAAGUUGUGCCAGGAACAUGCACUUUGUUGCUGCGAGUGCCAACUACACAAUUUAACAUGAAGCUCUGUUGCACUGUUAUCUAUAUUGUGUGCAUGACUUCAGAAGUUAUGAUGAAUUCGCCCACUUCUCGAGGUAUGACCGGUAUUUUACCCAAUUUAAUUAAUUUACACGAUAUAUUGAACAUAGAGGGUAUUUGUUUAGUAACCAUCGACCUAUUGUAUUCCCGCCCCCCGUGUAUGUUACACCAAAAGAUGAGCAAAGCUGUUCAGUUUAAUUGCUAAAAAUGUUGUGCCCUGUUGACAGUGGUUAAACUAUAACAUUGCAGCAAAUUUGGAAAGUUGGAAAGCAUCCCCAAAGCAUGAAAGGGCUAACUCUCAAAAUGUCAGCUUUCCGAAUUUUGUACUGCAUUUAACCUACAGCUGUUAAAUUAAUUAACCAUCUGUUGGACCAAAAGAUACAAUUUAAAUUUUCAGCCUUUAGACUUCAUAAAUCUGUUCAUAUUAAAAUGUUACUACCAUUUCUAUCCAUUUUGACUGUUAGUUUUAAAAAGCUGAGCUGAUGUUUGGAUACUUGAAUAUAUUUCAUCCUUACUCUUGAUUUACUUAUUUCACUGUCAGCAAAACUAGAAAAUUUGGGCAAAGAACAGUUGUGUAGUUUAUUGCAUUCUGUUGGAACUUAGUUGACAUUUCUAGUUAUUAUUGAAAUAAAAGAGCAACAACAAAUGAAUAAACGGAAAGUCAAUAAAUAUCCCCCAUUGGCUGGCUUUAUU